Molecule: messenger RNA, 963 nt
Organism: Dictyostelium discoideum AX4
Lineage: Eukaryota; Evosea; Eumycetozoa; Dictyosteliales; Dictyosteliaceae
Exons: 1
Coding region: 1-963 (320 amino acids)
Source: RefSeq, a predicted model, not a curated record
AUGGAAAAAAUAAUAAAUAAAGAAAAAAGAUCAUCAAUAUUUUCUAAAAAAGUACAGUCAUCCAAAUCUGUUAAUAAAGGUCCAAAUAUUACACCAAAUUUGGGAUCACUUUCUUCGACACCAAUAUUAUAUCCAAUCAAUGAAAUUCAACAAUUUUCAAAUAUUUCUGAUAAUUUAUCUGAUUGUAAUGAUACAGGUAGUAAUUAUGAAAGUCAAUCAUGUGUUAAUUUAAUGUCAUUAAAUUUAGCAAAUAAUAAUAGUGAUAAUAAAAAUAAUAAAAAUAAUAAUAAUAGUAUUAAAACAAUUAAUAGUAAUAGUAAUAAUAAAAAUAAUUGUGAUACAAGUAGUAAUGCAUCUGGAACAUUUGAUCCUGAAUGCUUAAAAUCAUGUUAUCAUCAAGUUAAAGAUUUAAUAGAAAGUGUUGUAAUUGAAAGAUCAAACCAAGAUUUAAUUCAAGAAUUAUUAGCAUUUCGUUUUUUAAUUGAAAAAUUUAAUGUAAUAAUAAAAGUUAAUAGUAUAAAUAAUACAAACCAAGAAGAUACAGAAAUUUCAAAUAAAAUAAAAAUAAUUAGUAAUGAUUUAAAAAUAAAAAUUGAUACUCUUAGUUAUAAAUUAAUUAAAGAUAAUAUAAAUGAAACAAAUAGUAAUAAUAAUAAUAAUAAUAAUAAUAAUAAUAAUAAUAAUAAUAAUAAUAAUAAUAAUAAUAAUAAUAAUAAUAAUAAUAAUAAUAAUAAUAAUAAUAAUAUUAAUAAUAAUAAUAUUAAUAAUAAUAAUAGUAAUAAUAAUAAUAUUAUUAAUAAAAAUAAUAUUAAUAAUAAUAAUAAUAAUAAUAACAAUAAUAAUAAUAAUAAUAAUAAAAAUAACACUAAUAUUAACAACAAUCAAAAUGUAAAUUUUAAUAAUAUUCAUAUAAAUAAAAACAAUAAUAACUCUCAUAAUAUUCAAAUUGGAAAAAGGGUUUAA